GUGUCGGGGGCGCGCGCUGGUCCUGUCCCUUUAAGAGCGGGCGGCCAUUUGUGUUUGCGCGCGCUCCGCCGGGCGGGGGCUGGUGGGGAGAGGGCGGGGAGACGCGGACUGGAAAGGGAGGAGUCGUUCACCAUGAGAACCAAGAAGAAAGCUAACCCGUGAAGCGCUAGCUGUCCGAUGUCUUCAAGCAGAUACAGUUUCCACAAUGUGCUUGGGAUAAGGCUAAGGAGUGCUGGUGAGAUUACCGUCUGCAUGAGUGUGUACCACCGCCCAAAGUUGCCAUGGAUGACUUUGCCACGAGGUCAUACGGGACUAGUGUACAGGACAACCGGCCCUUGUUUGGAGAGACGUCAGCGAGGGAUCGAAUCAUCAACAUUGUAGUUGGUGUCCUCACUUCACUGUUGCUAUUAGUAACGAUCAUUAGUGCAUUUGUUUUCCCUCAAUUACCUCCUAAGCCGCUGAAUAUUUUCUUUGCUGUCUGCAUCGUACUGAGUUGCACGUCAAUUGCUGUUCUUAUCUGCUGGUAUCGCCAAGGAGAUCUGGAGCCCAAAUUCCGCAACCUGAUCUACUACAACCUGUUUUGCAUCCUCCUGUUGUGUAUAUGUGCCAACUUGUACUUCCAUGAUGUGGGGAAAUGAGAGCCACCAUUCGCCAGCGAGGGAGAGCACCCUGUGUAUGAGCGCUUGCAGGUGGAGCGUCACGGACACUGGUCCACACUGUCUGACCUGCCUGUCCGUGUCGCCACGUACGGCCUCGGUGGAGGCAGAUUCACCAGCGGCAACACCAACCGGACUUGGAGCCAGCUCUCCGCACAUGAUGCCGGCUGGGGCAAAGGGCACAAACACUUGCUGAAGUACAUUUUAAACCUUUUUGCACUAAACAUUCCAGACUUUGCCAACGUUUUGAGAUGAACACGUUCUCUUUUUGUAUGAGCAGCAUUAUUUCCACCCCCUCUUUUAUUGAAUCAAAGCACUUGACGGACCAUGAUGAGUUUUUACAAAGUAUAUAACAAGAUGGAAAUAAGAAUACUGCAAGACCAAUGUUUAUUUUGUCUUUUAAGUAAGGAAAUGAUUGCACCAUGGAACCACUUAACUCUAUGGAGUUUAUACAAUGAAGUCACAGCCAAACCAAGACUGAACUGGUACUGCAGAACACAACUGUAGAAAGCAUUUACUUUGUUUUAAAGAAUAAAUAGUAAUAAAAUAAUUUAUAUACAUUGAA
Messenger RNA from Leucoraja erinaceus (little skate), 1221 nucleotides. RefSeq names its product transmembrane protein 243, mitochondrial b (gene tmem243b). The record is from RefSeq and is a predicted model, not a curated record. The transcript is spliced from 5 exons. The coding region runs from base 282 to 638 and encodes 118 amino acids. NCBI's taxonomy places the organism in Eukaryota, Metazoa, Chordata, Chondrichthyes, Rajiformes, Rajidae.